GGUGGGUUGAGGGGGGCGGUAACUAUACGUCAGGAAGAGAUCCAUAGACCGGAAACUCUGCUGGUAGCAAAUUAGCUUGCUAUGUGAAUCUGCUGGAAAAAUAACUCAUUUUGGUCGUUUAAUCGUCGUUAACCAUGUCUGCAAGAAACCCGGGCAUGCCCCUUGACCUGCAGUGGGUGUCCAAGGUGCGGGUGAACACCCAGGCAGUGCUGAAGAGAGCUCAGCAGAUCCAAGGACACAACAAGAACAAGAAACAGUGGCAGGCGGCGUGGCUGCUGCGGGCGGUGACCUGUAUUGACCUGACGACCCUAGCUGGUGACGACACUCCCGGCAACGUCCACCGGCUGUGUAUGAAGGCUACCCAGCCUGUACGCAGCGACCUGCUGAAGAGCAUGGACAUGCAGGACAAAGGUGUGACCACUGCAGCAGUGUGCGUGUACCCGUCUCGUGUGGCUGAUGCUGUGAAGGCACUGAAAGCAGCCAACUCCAGCCUACCUGUCGCCUCAGUGGCGACAGGUUUCCCUGCAGGCCAGACCUCACUGAAGACCAGGCUGGAGGAGGUCCGUAUGGCUGUAGAGGAUGGAGCUAUGGAGAUCGAUAUAGUCAUUAACAGGACUCUGGCCCUCACUGGACAGUGGGAAGCCAUGUAUGAUGAGGUGUGUCAGUUCAGAGAGGCCUGUGGGGAGGCUCACAUGAAGUCCAUCCUGGCUAUAGGAGAGCUGGGGACCUACACCAAUGUCUACAAGGCUAGUCUGGUGGCUAUGAUGGCUGGGUCGGACUUCAUCAAGACGUCAACAGGGAAGGAGUCUGUCAACGCUACCUACCCUGUCGCCAUAGUGAUGGUCAGAGCCAUCCGGGACUACUUCCUGAAGACUGGACAUAAGGUUGGUUUUAAGCCUGCUGGUGGGAUCCGUACAGCCAAGGAGUCGUUGGUGUGGCUGACUCUGAUGAAGGAAGAGCUGGGAGACGAGUGGCUGAGCCCUCACCUCUUUAGACUGGGGGCUAGUAGUCUACUGGCUGACAUAGAGAGACAGAUCUACCAUUACGUGACUGGUCGCUACGCAGCCUAUCACCAGAUGCCCAUGGCCUGAAACCAUGGUUACCAUUUCCAAAGUGACCAAUCUGAAACCUCACCGAACCAGCCUAUCACUGUGCAGAUUGGUUCCUGGAAGAUAUGUCUGUAACUGUAUUUGUCAGGAAUAUGUUGAUUUGACCAGAUGACCAUGUCAAGUGAAGGGAAGAGAGCCUGCCAUUUUACUGUAUACAGUACUUCUGGGAUAUCUGCCAUUUUACUGUAUACAGUACUUCUGGGAUAUCUGCCAUUUUACUGUAUACAGUACUUCUGGGAUAUCUGCCAUUUUACUGUAUACAGUACUUCUGGGAUAUCUGCCAUUUUACUGUAUACAGUACUUCUGGGAUAGCUGCCAUUUUACUGUAUAUAGUACUUCUGGAAUAGCUGCCAUUUUACUGUAUACAGUACUUCUGGUAUAUCUGCCAUUUUACUGUAUACAGUACUUCUGGUAUAUCUGCCAUUUUACUGUAUACAGUACUUCUGGUAUAUCUGCCAUUUUACUGUAUACAGUACUUCUGGUACAUAUGCCAUUUUACUAUAUACAGGAUGUACAAUACUUCUGUAAUAUCUUACUCUUUGUGCCUUGAGACAGUUAGCCAGUAUUGUUUCAUCUAGUUCCCAUCCAAACAAUGUGAAACUAUGAUGCUGUAUGAAUUGAGUGUUGCUGAGUCAGUCUUAAUGAUCCAUUAAACUGUAGUUGUUUUGAGAGUACUAUAUUAUAGACAAUAUAAAGCUCUUAAUUCAGUUUUCCGUCUGUCUAUUACUGUUGUCGUUGUAAUGAAAGAUUGCCACCCAUUGUAAUCAUGUCUGUCUGGACAUUUUGUUGAAAAUGUUGAGGUGUGAUUAAAGACCAUCAAACAUUA
Salmo salar (Atlantic salmon) is the source of this 1935-nucleotide messenger RNA. The record is from RefSeq and is a predicted model, not a curated record. NCBI's taxonomy places the organism in Eukaryota, Metazoa, Chordata, Actinopteri, Salmoniformes, Salmonidae.